UGGUUUAAGCCAGGAGUCACGGGGUGGAGGAGACCAGCAGGUGCUGGCGCCGCCCGGGCGGGAGUCGGGGUCGCUGGCGGUGGCGGUAGCAGCGGGUGCGUGAGGGCCGGUGUAGAGAACUGACGGCCCGGCUCGGCCCGGCCCCUCACCACGGGAGCGAGGCCAGGAGAUAAAGAUUUUUCAUCCCAUUGAGGUUCAAUCCCUCUGAAACAAAGCAGUUGCUGUAUGCCCUGGGAAUGCCAGAGUGACUUCAACCUCACUUAUCUCUAGUUUCACUCAAACUAUAGCAAAGGGAGAGAACAAGAACUGUCAUUAUGUCAUCUUACACAAAAAACUAUAAUCCCUUUGAUGAUGAUGAUGAAGAUGAAGAUUCGAAGCCAGUGAAGUGGAACAAUGGAAAUGACAUCUUUGAUGACCCUACUGAAAGGCAAGGUAGGGAGGCUACAAAUAAACAGAGGUAUCUUCAGCAGGAAGUUCUGAGGCGGGCUCAGGCCACAGAGGACAGCACUAAUAGAUCUCUUUCCCUCAUUUAUGAAUCUGAGCAAAUUGGAGUAGUCACAUCAGAGGAACUUGUACGUCAGGGUGAGGCACUAAAGCGCACUGAACGAAUGGUGGAUAAAAUGGAGCAGGAUUUAAAGAUUAGUCAGAGACACAUAAACAGCAUUAAGAGUGUCUUUGGUGGUUUUGUAAACUACUUCAAAUCGAAACCUCCAGAGACCAAGCCUGAGCAGAAUGGAGCCCCUGAGUACCAAGGAAACAGCAGAUUAAAAGAAGCCAUGGUCUUUAGUAAAGAACAGGAGUCAAAGUACCAGGAGAGUCAUCCAAAUUUAAGGAAGCUGCGUAAUUCUGAGUAUGAUUUCAGUGGAACCAAUUCAGAACCUUCUGUCCAAUCUGAUGUUUAUCCAAAGAAUCAACAUCUCCGAGCUUACCACCAGAAAAUUGACAGCAACUUAGAUGACAUGUCCUCUGGGCUGGGUCGUCUGAAAAACCUGGCUCUGGGUCUGCAGACAGAAAUUGAUGAGCAGGAUGACAUUCUUGACCGUCUAACUGGAAAAGUAGACAAAAUGGAUGUCAAUAUUGCAAGCACUGAAAGAAAAAUCCGACAACUUUAAAGACUUCUCAGAAAUUCUUUCCUUCAGUAAAUUUCUGCCUUCCCAUGCUGCUGAAGGCUUAAUUUCUAUAACUAGUCUUUUAGAUCCUAAAAUACCAUUUCAUCUUUCUGUCAGAUACCAUUGAGAAACUUUCCCUCUUAUGUUGGCCUAAGCUUUUUAAAAAUGAUUCUGCAAGCUUACCCUUGAGUGCCAGUUCAACCAACUAUUCUGCUUAAGUGUGCCUGUUAGCAGGGUAGCUCCCUUUUUUUUACAGCAGAACUUCAAAACAGACUCCAAUGAGAAACUGCUGAAUUGGAAUUAUUUGCAAACUGGGCAUCAUUAA
Molecule: messenger RNA, 1434 nt
Organism: Chelonoidis abingdonii (Abingdon island giant tortoise)
Lineage: Eukaryota; Metazoa; Chordata; Testudines; Testudinidae
Gene: SNAP29
Product: synaptosome associated protein 29
Biological process (GO): exocytosis; synaptic vesicle priming; synaptic vesicle fusion to presynaptic active zone membrane
Cellular component (GO): SNARE complex; plasma membrane
Molecular function (GO): syntaxin binding; SNAP receptor activity
Source: RefSeq, a predicted model, not a curated record